UUACUUGAAGAACAAAUAUAUUCCAACUUCAGUUGAGAGAUAUUGUUGAAACGAACAAAGACUACCGAAUCUGCGAAAGUUAAAGCAGUGAAUACGAUACGUAUUUGAAAAUGUCAGGAACAAUAUUAGAAAACUUAAGUGGACGAAAACUAGCUGUUCUUGUCAGUUUUAUACUUCUUUGUCAAAUUGCAUGUUUCCUUAUUGGCGGUUGUAUAGCACCUGCACCAUCCAAUGUGGAAAAUGUAUUGGGUACAAAAUGUCUCGUAGACACUGCUCUUUCACCUGGCACGUUUGAUGAUCAUUGGCACAUACCAAGAGGACAUGAUAGAAGGCCUAUCAACUGUCAUCCAAUAAAUAACAUUAAUUCUCCUGAAGCUAUCAAGGAUGAACGAGUAACGCCCAAUAAAAUUGUCUUUGCUUUCCAAAUUCCAAACCCUAAGGUUAACGAAGUGUUGGAUUAUUCCCGAUGGAUGCAAAAUCUUAUUGGUGUAUUGCACAUAGAAGUUUUAUACAAAGAAAAUAUUCCAAUAGCUGGAAAACCAAUUCUUUCACUUGAUGUGAAGCUGGGAUACAGAAACAAGUGGGAUCCAGAUGAUAAGUAUACACUGAUUGCCAAGUCAACGGAGAAACGAUACAUGUCUUGUGAAAUUGAAGACAAAAGGAAAAUUGAAGGUUACCAGUAUGAUUGUGAUCUUUUGCCUCUCUUUGAACUUGGGAGUCUCCAUCACGAUUUUUAUCUGAUCAAUCUUCGUCUUCCAGUUGCAGAAAGUAACAAGGAACCAAUUAAUGAGGGAAUUGGUCAAAUUGAAGAUAUUAUUGUGGUGGUAAUCAACCAAAAUGGUGGUUUUACUAAAGUUUGGGUCUCUCUGAAAACUGUUUUCUUCCCAGUUAUUAUUGGUUUAAUGAUCUGGUUUUGGCACCGUAUUUUGCUUUUACCUCGACCACCAGCACUUCUAGAGAAGAUGUUGCUGACCCUAGGAAUAGCGCUAUCUCUAUUGAAUUUACCACUAGAGUUUCUUACACUGUGGGUAGAGAUGCCUUUUAUGUUGUUGCUGAGUGACAUUCGUCAAGGAUUGUUUUAUGCUGCCCUCCUUAGCUUUUGGCUGAUUUUUUGUGGAGAACAUCUCAUGGAUGACGUGACACGAGGUCGUGUGAGGAGUUACUGGAAACAUCUGAGUGCUGUUGGUUUUGGCUGUUUGUGUCUCUUCAUAUUUGACAUGUGUGAAAGAGGUGUCCAGCUGAAGAAUCCUUUCUACAGCAUCUGGGUGACAGACCUGGGAACAAAUUUGGCUUAUCUGGGUGGCAGGACAGACUUGGGGAAAAACUUGGCUGUAUUCUCUGCUUUAUUCAUAAAAUAUGAAAUUGACAGUGGCUAGCUGUCAAAAAAAAAUAGGUUUUAGUGUUUAAGGAGUAGGUACUUCAGGCAUUAUAAUUAAUAUUCAAAUCAGUUGUAAACAGUGGUCAAAAUUAUUAUAAAAAAAAAACUAGUUGCUACCACAACAUUUAUAAGAAAAAUCAUACUAUUAUAAUUGAUUGAUAAGCAAAGAAAUAUUCUUUUUCAAGGGGACCUGGACCGCUACAAGGUUUUAAGUAUUACAAGAUAAUCUGUCUGAUCAGUGUAGCUGUGUUUACAUGUUAUAAAGUAAUAAUUAUUCAAUAUAUAAACAGUUGUUUAAAAAAUGAAAACUAUUUUGGCUAAUAAUAAUACAGUAGUUUUGUGAUUGGAUUCAAUAAUUCUAUGAACCUUAAAUGCUUGACCUAGAAUAUUGAUCAAGUUUAACUUAUUUUGUGACCACCUUGUUGAAAAACCUUUUGGGCAUCAAAUGUCAUUUUCUAUGAUUUAUUGAUACAUAUUUUUUAAAAUGCUUGAAUAAUAUUUCAGACAUGAAAAACAAAAUAUUUCUUUCAAAGAUUUUGUAAGUGAUUGUAAUUUGAAUAUUUUGAUUAGCUUAGGUUUUCUGCUUAGAAUAUCUGUUGUCCAGACUUGAUUAAAAUCUGUAUUUGUGACAAAA
Messenger RNA from Limulus polyphemus (Atlantic horseshoe crab), 2012 nucleotides. RefSeq names its product protein wntless-like. The record is from RefSeq and is a predicted model, not a curated record. The coding region runs from base 111 to 1376 and encodes 421 amino acids. The transcript has 10 exons. Gene Ontology annotation, molecular function: Wnt-protein binding. Gene Ontology annotation, cellular component: endomembrane system; organelle membrane. NCBI's taxonomy places the organism in Eukaryota, Metazoa, Arthropoda, Merostomata, Xiphosura, Limulidae. Gene Ontology annotation, biological process: intracellular protein transport; Wnt protein secretion; Wnt signaling pathway.